GGCUACGUGCUUCAUUUUCGCUAGGACCGAGCAUGGCCGCUCUCAUACAGCUUAUCGCUCGCCAAGCUCAAGCUACAUUUACUCGAAGUUUCGUUGAUGAUGCCUUUCCAGAAUAUUUUUCAAAACUGCGUCGUCUGGUAAACCAAGUGACGUGUGCCGACGUCGGUCUGGACGAUGCUACGCUACGCAACACGACCGGUACUUGGGUGAACGGUGCCACCGCUGCUCCAGUGACGUAUAUUUCCCUUUUCGAGAAUGUUACGUUUACCAUGGGCAUCUUUAUCGUGAAACAGGGUGCACGCCUUCCUUUGCACGACCAUCCUGAGAUGUUUGGAAUACUCAAAGUUAUCUACGGAUCCGGGAAUAUUACCAGCUACAACGUCAAACAGCGAAAGACUCAGUCACGUAGCAUUCUUAGCAUUCGACCAAACAGCGACAGAGACGUUUUACUCGUCGAGAAGCAUGUCCAUGAUAAUGUGAAUGCCAGCUCCGAUGCAUGUUGUCUGACCCCCACGAAUGGAAACAUUCACGAGAUUGUAACAGUAGAUCAACCUGUUGCAUUCCUUGAUGUUCUCGCCCCUCCGUAUGAUAUGAAAGCUAGGAUUUGUCAUUAUUAUAAAGUUCUUCAGGAAUCACAGGAAAAUGUCGUGCUGCAAGAAAUUCCGCCGCCUCCGGAGUACUGGUGCGAUUCUGAAGAUUAUAAGGGACCACUUUUAAACAGCAGCAUUGUAAGCGGGCACUCCUGAAAUCAAGGACUAAUGUACACCCUCGAAUUGUACAGCGAAAGCACAAUGGAACUACAACCCACAACGUUAGUGAAAUCGUGAAUUUUAUAAUAUGAUUUCUCCUGUUAGCAAUGUGAUGCGGACGAAUGGACGAUUUUAUGCCUGCCGCACAACAAAUGCUAUGUAAGUGUAUGAUACUGAUCUCUGGUAUGUAGUUAUAUGUUUGAAAAUUAACUUUUGUUUCUGCGACCAUCUGGCAAAUGCAUGAGUUCUACAAGGUAAAUAAAAUGAAGUGAUGGUGA
Messenger RNA from Ornithodoros turicata, 1027 nucleotides. Its product is annotated as 2-aminoethanethiol dioxygenase-like. The transcript has a single exon. The record is from RefSeq and is a predicted model, not a curated record. The coding region runs from base 33 to 746 and encodes 237 amino acids. Gene Ontology annotation, cellular component: mitochondrion. NCBI's taxonomy places the organism in Eukaryota, Metazoa, Arthropoda, Arachnida, Ixodida, Argasidae. Gene Ontology annotation, molecular function: oxidoreductase activity, acting on single donors with incorporation of molecular oxygen, incorporation of two atoms of oxygen.